AUGCCUACGGACGAGGCAUACGAUCUCAGCACAGCUGAUGGUGUCUUGCGCUACCUCCGCGGCACGCCUUUCUCGAGCAGCCGCGUAACGCCUCUGACUGGCGGAUUCGGCAACUUCACCUUUCGUCUCUCGCUCGACGUACCUUUCCAUGGGUCCUGCACGGUGAUCCUGAAGCAUGCGAAACCAUACGUGGCAUUGAAUCCGAGCAUACCCUUCAAUCCUGAAAGACAGGUGUUCGAAGCGGAAUGCCUCAAGAAGGUCCGAGGGCUCCUUGUCGAGGACUCGUUGAUCACCGCCCCAGUUCUCCGUCAUUUCGACCAAGAUGCGAACGUCAUCAUCAUGGAUGACUGUGGGGAGGCGGCUAGCACUUUGAAGGAGCUGGUGCUGAGCAAUGCUCUGACACCUAGCACGGGGUCCCAGAUCGGGCGGGAGAUAGGCAAAUUCCUCGCCCGCAUCCACAGCCAGAAUGCCAAUACCAAGGAUCUCUGCAACACCUUGGAUGCAAACGAGCAAGGGCGUAAAAUGAGCGCCUGGGUGACGUACGGCAGGCUAAUCGACACUCUGUCUGGAAAUUCGAAGCUUCCCCUGCUCCCUGCGCCUGCGGAGGUCGCCGCUUCCGACCUUGAAUUCAUCCGCGGGCUCGCAGGGCGCACAAUUGAAAGGAUCAACACAGCGCACGGCACAGUGACCCAUGGGGAUUUCUGGCCAGGAAACAUUCUUGUCAAGCUCGGCACAUCUGAAUCUGGAGAGCAAGUCGUCGAAGGGAUAUUUGUCGUUGACUGGGAGAUGGCCAAGCCUGGUAUUCCAGGCUUAGACCUAGGUCAGGCAUUUGCCGAGGUGCACCUCUUGCAACGCUUCCACCCCCAGGUCAAGGAUGUUGCCGCUUCUUUGCUGUCCGGCAUAACAGAGACAUACAGUAGCCUAAUCCCCGUAAACGAGCAGCUGGUUCGCGAUGCUGCCACUCAUGUAGGUGCGCACCUGGUUGCGGUUACGCCAAGAGUGCCAUGGGGCACGGCGGAGAAAACCGGAGAGGUCGUGGAAGAGGGCACCCAGUGGCUGUUGAAAAGCAAUCCUAUGGCCACAGAGCUCUAUCUCCCCCAGACUCUACCGUUUCCGAUCAAGAUUGUCUCUCUGGAUGUCUCAAAUAGCGCCUCAGUUGACCGGGGCACCCGUCUGCUCAGCUAUUCGUUCGAAUACACCGGAUCAGGCCCCGACCCCAAACGGGAAACGCGAUAUGGAACCUGGGACUCCACCAUCGAAGGCACCCUCGAAGGCUGGAAGGUUCGCAGAGGCGAAGUUGUAACCAAAGAACGAGCGCGGGGCAAACCCGUCGUUGCUAUCGUCGAACCAUGCACGCACGGUGUUCAAAUUCAUGGCAUGUGCGGAUUAUGCGGGAAGGAUAUGACAGACCAUGAUUACACCGGCUUCUCCGAUGCCGCUCGAGCUCAUAUUCAGAUGACACACUUGGCGAAUGGACCUACCGUUUCGCUGCAGGAAGCGCAGCGGCUGGAGAGAGAGACAGCGGACCACCUCCUCAAAUCCCGCAAACUAUCAUUGAUCGUAGAUUUGGAUCAGACCAUCGUUCACGCUACGGUCGACCCUACCGUCGGAGAAUGGAUCGCAGAAGGUGAGGCAUGGGAAGCCCGCCAAGCGCAGAAGGCAGCGUCGGGAAAGGAGAAGGGCUCAGACGGCUCCGACUCCGAUAGCGACGAAGAGGAUGAGGUUAAUCCGAACUGGGAAGCCCUUAAGGAUGUGAAGAAGUUCCGUCUAGCACCAGAAAUCCUCGGGACCCCUCGGUUCAAGGGCCCCAAGUCGAAAACGAAAGUCAUCGAAGACGAAGGUUGCUUAUACUACAUCAAACCCAGGCCAGGAUGGCACGAAUUCCUCCAUACACUAUCCGAGAAAUACGAGAUGCACGUGUAUACGAUGGGUACUAGAGCCUACGCCGAGGAGGUGUGUAAGGCCAUAGACCCUGAGGGCCAGAUCUUCGGCAAUCGUAUUCUGAGUCGAGAUGAGAGCGGCAGUCUCACUCAGAAAAGCUUGCAGAGGUUGUUUCCGUGCGAUACGUCGAUGGUUGUUAUUAUCGACGACCGAGCAGACGUUUGGGAAUGGAGUCCGAACCUCAUCAAGGUUAUUCCCUACGAUUUCUUUGUGGGGAUCGGCGACAUCAACUCCGCAUUCCUACCAAAGCUUGAUCCUGUCGCUGCCGUGCCCGUGAGCGAGACAGCCACGGCGGCGAAAGCGGAACCUGCUGUUGCCGACUCGGGUGCGGUCAUUGACGAUUCAACGACCCAGGAGACUGCAGAGGCGGAUGGUGAUGCCACGACGAAGGACGAAAUGCUCACGCAAAACACGCUCGCUUUGGAAGCCCAAGUUGAAGAGCGACCACUUGCGAAGAAACAGGAAGAGCUGCAGAGCGAUGAAACGAUAGAAUCGGGCGUCCCUCUUUCGACAAUCAAUUUUGCGACAGCCGAUGAGGGUCAGCCGCAAGGACAGAGCAGUGCUAAGGAAGACGGGGAUGUAAGAGUGAAGAAGGAGAAGCAUGUGCGAAAAGCACUUCUCAGGAAUGAUGACGUUGAGCUCCAGCGAGUCCGCCGGCUUCUGGAGCAGGUUCACAGUACGUUCUACGCUGAUUACGACGCAUCGAAGAAAAAGACGGAUAACCUCAGCGUACCCAAACGUAAGCAAAGAACGCAGGAAACACUGCCUUACGAUGUGAAGCUUAUCAUCCCUCGAUUACGUUCUAACGUCUUCGAUGGUGUUCAUUUGGUAUUCUCUGGCGUGAUACCGCUUGAAAGCAACAAUAUGCCCAUCGAUCCCGAGGCGACCGAAAUUUGGCGGACAGCGAUCAGAUUCGGUGCGCGAUGUUAUAAGGAGAUGAACGAGGCGGUGACGCACGUUGUCGCGACACCUGAGGGGGUCGAGCGUCGCACCUCGAAAAUCAACACCGCGCGGGCGCGCGGCAUUCCUGUGGUGUCGAUUAGCUGGUUUCAUGACUCAGUUGCGCUGUGGCAACGUCUUGACGAGCGACCGUAUUCAUUCGACCUGAGAUCGGUUGCAGAGCAAAACGGACCUGCGAGUGCCAGCAGUCCUUUCGUGGAUCAGCAGUCGUCGUCUGAUAUCGAACCGGACACAGAUGAUUGGGACAGCGACGUUGAACGCACCGCGCCACAGUCAGCCGAAGCAGCUCAAGGGGAGCCAUUGCUGCUGGAUGCCGUCGCGUGGGAUGACAUCAACGACGAAGUUGAGGCGGCCAUGAUGGAGAGUGACGAUGAGGACAUUCGGACCGAAGGAGGUGUCAAGAACGCGGAUGCUUCAGAGGACGAAGGGAGUGAGAGUAACAGCACAACAAGUAGCGCAACAUCUACCCCGCGACGCAAACGCAAACGUUUACGCAGUCUUACGCCGUCUGAAUUGGGCAUGAAUGGGAACAAUGCCCAUGAUCUGCUCAGAUCACCGUUGUCGAAGCGGAAGAAGCUGGCUGCGGAUCGCGAAUCGAAACUGAAGGAAGAAGUCUCGGUGGAGGAGUUAGAAAACGGCAACGGUGAUCAGCGAUCCACAGACGGUGUUUCCGAUGCCUCGCGGCUCGGCGAUGAUGACCAAUCAGACGACGAUGCAGAGGGUGACGAUGAAGCGGAUCAGGAAAUAGACGAAGACCUUCUCAGGGAACUGGGCGAGGACUGGGGGUAGCACUUGCGGCACUCUGACUGUUUGUCCCUUCGAGAUGCUUACAUAUCUAGCUUCUGUAUUUUUAGCCGUGCACGAUCUAUUUGUAAACGGG
Molecule: messenger RNA, 3781 nt
Organism: Punctularia strigosozonata HHB-11173 SS5
Lineage: Eukaryota; Fungi; Basidiomycota; Agaricomycetes; Corticiales; Punctulariaceae
Exons: 12
Coding region: 1-3690 (1229 amino acids)
Cellular component (GO): nucleus
Molecular function (GO): RNA polymerase II CTD heptapeptide repeat phosphatase activity
Source: RefSeq, a predicted model, not a curated record